This is a messenger RNA of Telopea speciosissima, 1764 nucleotides long. RefSeq names its product adenine/guanine permease AZG1-like. Gene Ontology annotation, biological process: transmembrane transport. Bases 1 to 1752 code for a protein of 583 amino acids. Gene Ontology annotation, cellular component: plasma membrane. The record is from RefSeq and is a predicted model, not a curated record. NCBI's taxonomy places the organism in Eukaryota, Viridiplantae, Streptophyta, Magnoliopsida, Proteales, Proteaceae. The transcript has a single exon. Gene Ontology annotation, molecular function: purine nucleobase transmembrane transporter activity.
AUGGAGACUCGAACGCAGCAACGUUCCUCAAUAAUAUCCCGUGUUAACUCGUUCGUUGGAAACAGCCGAGUCGGAAAAUAUUUCAAACUCGACAAACGUGGCUCCACUUUCACAACCGAACUCCGUGCCGGAACAGCCACGUUUCUCACCAUGGCUUACAUCCUAGCAGUCAACGCAAGUAUUCUCACUGAUUCCGGCGGAACCUGUACCGUCGCCGACUGUGUCCCUCUCUGUAGCAACCCUUCCAUCUCUAUCUCCAACUGCGCCGCCUCAAACUUCACGGUGGUCCAACCCGGUGUGUCUUGCAAAUUCGACCCCGUCAACCCGGGUUACACAGCUUGCCUCAACGGAGUCCGCCGUGAUCUAAUCGUCGCCACCGUCGCUUCUUCCCUCAUCGGUUGUGUAAUCAUGGGUGGUUUCGCUAACCUUCCCUUAGCUUUAGCUCCUGGUAUGGGCGCAAACGCUUACUUCGCUUACAGCGUUGUUGGCUUCCACGGCUCCGGCAACGUCACUUAUGGAACAGCUUUAGCAGCGGUUUUCAUCGAGGGGCUUAUUUUUCUCUUAAUUUCCGCAAUUGGGUUAAGAACCAAACUCGCUAAACUCGUUCCUAAACCCGUCCGAAUCUCUUCCUCUGCCGGAAUCGGUCUUUUUCUCGCUUUUAUUGGACUUCAAAGCGGUGAAGGACUCGGACUCGUUAGUUUCAGUUCUGCCACACUUGUUACAAUCGGCGCGUGUCCAGCUAACUCACUCGCCUCCGUCGCUCCUGUAAUAACUUAUCCAAACGGCACCGUUGCUCUUAUGCCUGGUGGUACAGUUUCCGGUGGCAUUCUUUGUUUAAAUAACCAGAUGCUUAGUCCGACUUUCUGGUUGGGUGCAGUUGGUUUCGUAAUAAUUGCUUAUUGUCUUGUGAAAAACAUUAAAGGAGCGAUGAUAUACGGUAUAGUAUUUGUAACAGCGAUUUCAUGGUUUCGUAACACUCAGGUUACCGCUUUCCCUAACACUGACGCGGGCAACUCGGCUUAUCAGUAUUUCAAGCAAGUAGUUGACGUUCAUGCCAUCAACAGUACUAAAGGUGCGUUGGAUUUUACGGGUAUAAAUCAAGGGUAUUUUUGGGAAGCUUUGGUAACAUUUUUAUAUGUAGAUAUACUUGAUACUACCGGAACGUUAUAUUCCAUGGCUCGGUUCGCCGGGUUUGUUGACUCAAACGGCGAUUUCGAAGGUCAAUAUUUCGCUUUCAUGUCUGAUGCGACAUCGAUUGUGAUUGGUUCGUUGUUGGGAACUUCACCGGUGACGGUUUUUAUAGAAUCGUCGACGGGGAUAAGGGAAGGUGGGAGGACUGGAUUAACGGCGUUAACGGUCGCUGGAUUUUUCUUUUUGUCAUUCUUUUUUACGCCGUUAUUGGCUUCGAUACCUGUUUGGGCAGUUGGAUCACCGUUGAUUUUGGUUGGGGUUUUGAUGAUGAGAUCAGUGGUGGAGAUUGAAUGGAAUGAUAUGAAACAGGCUAUACCAGCGUUUGUCACUUUGAUAUUGAUGCCAAUGAGUUAUUCGAUUGCUUAUGGAUUGAUUGGAGGGAUUGGUACUUAUAUUGUUUUGCAUUUAUGGGAUUGGGGAGAGUUGGUGUUGGGGAAAUUUGGGAUUAUAAAAAUCAAAAAGGAGGAAAAACAUGAUUUGGUAGGGGUAAAUGAGUCAAAUGAAGAACUUGGUCUUGAAGAUGGGGACAAGAAGGGAUCCGAGAUUCAAUUAGCAGUUUAAUUUUUUUUUCUU